AUGGACAAAUCUUGCACCUUGCUUGUACACUACGACAAAGGCACUCCAGCAGUUGCCAGUGAGAUCAAAGAAGCUCUCGAAGGGAAUGAUGUUGAAGCAAAAGUUGACGCCAUGAAGAAGGCGAUUAUGCUUUUGCUGAAUGGUGAAACCAUUCCUCAUCUUUUCAUAACUAUUAUUAGAUACGUUCUGCCUUCUGAGGACCACACAAUCAAAAAGCUGCUGCUGCUGUACCAAGAGCUGAUUGAAAAAACGGAUUCUAAAGGGAAGGUGAUGCCUCAAAUGAUUUUGAUUUGCCAGAGUCUCAGGAAUAACCUUCGGCAUCCGAAUGAGUACAUUCGUGGAGUGACGCUGAGGUUUCUCUGCCGAAUGAAGGAGAUUGAAAUUCUGGAGCCUUUGACUCAAUCUGUGCUGCAGAAUCUGGAGCAUCGCAAUCCAUUCGUUCGCAGGAAUGCAAUUCUGGCUAUUAUGUCCAUAUACAAGCUUCCACACGGCGACCAACUCUUUGUGGAUGCACCUGAAACGAUCGAGAAAGUUCUAUCGACAGAACAAGACCCGUCUGCCAAGAGAAAUGCUUUUCUGAUGCUCUUCACCUGUGCUGAAGAACGAGCAGUGAAGUAUCUUCUGAGCAAUGUUGACAAGGUUUUGGACUGGAACGAAUCGCUCCAGAUGGUGGUGCUGGAGUUGAUUCGAAGCGUGUGCAAGACGAAACCAACAGAGAAGGGGAAAUAUAUGAAGAUUAUUAUUUCUCUGCUAAGUGCAACUUCUUCUGCGGUUGUUUAUGAUUGUGCCGGGACGCUUGUUUCUCUCUCGUCUGCUCCUACUGCUAUUAGAGCUGCUGCCAACGCCUACUGCCAACUUCUUCUUUCUUUGAGUGACAACAGUGUGAAGCUUGUUUUGCUCGAUCGAUUACCAUUUGCAACUCCGUGGAUCUCUCCUCCUCUCGUAGCACCGGAAAAGAUGGACAAAUCGUGUACCUUGCUUGUACACUAUGACAAAGGCACUCCAGCAGUUGCCAAUGAGAUUAAAGAAGCUCUCGAAGGGAAUGAUGUUGAAGCAAAAGUUGAUGCCAUGAAGAAGGCGAUUAUGCUUCUGCUGAACGGUGAAACUAUUCCGCAUCUUUUCAUAACGAUUAUUAGAUACGUGCUGCCUUCUGAGGAUCACACAAUUCAAAAGCUGCUGCUGCUGUACCUGGAGCUGAUUGAGAAAACGGAUUCCAAGGGGAAGGUGCUGCCUGAAAUGAUUUUGAUUUGCCAGAAUCUUAGGAACAACCUUCAGCAUCCAAAUGAGUACAUUCGUGGAGUGACGCUGAGGUUUCUCUGCCGGAUGAAGGAGAUUGAAAUAGUGGAGCCUUUGACUCCAUCUGUGUUGCAAAAUCUGGAGCAUCGCCAUCCAUUCGUUCGCAGGAAUGCAAUUCUGGCUAUCAUGUCCAUAUAUAAGCUUCCCCACGGCGAUCAACUCUUUGUGGAUGCACCUGAAAUGAUCGAGAAAGUUCUAUCGACAGAACAAGAUCCGUCUGCCAAGAGAAAUGCUUUUCUGAUGCUCUUUACCUGUGCUGAAGAACGGGCAGUGAACUAUCUUCUGAGCAAUGUUGACAAGGUUUCGGACUGGAAUGAAGCACUUCAGAUGGUGGUGCUGGAGUUGAUUCGAAGUGUGUGCAAGACUAAACCAACAGAGAAGGGGAAAUAUAUUAAGAUUAUUAUUUCUCUGCUAAGUGCCACUUCUUCUGCGGUUAUUUAUGAUUGUGCCGGGACGCUUGUUUCUCUCUCGUCUGCUCCUACUGCUAUCAGGGCUGCUGCCAACACCUACUGCCAACUUCUUCUUUCUCAGAGUGACAACAAUGUGAAGCUUAUUUUGCUCGAUCGGUUGAAUGAGCUUAAGUCAUUGCACAGAGAUAUCAUGGUUGAGUUGAUAAUAGAUGUGCUCAGAGCCCUCUCAAGCCCUAACCUUGAUAUCCGCAGGAAGACACUUGACAUUGCCCUUGAUCUGAUUACUCAUCAUAAUAUUAAUGAGGUCGUUCAAAUGUUGAAGAAAGAAGUUGUGAAGACACAGAGUGGAGAGCUUGAGAAGAAUGGAGAGUACAGACAAAUGCUUAUCCAAGCAAUCCAUGCUUGUGCUGUUAAGUUCCCUGAAGUUGCAAGCACAGUGGUCCAUCUUCUAAUGGAUUUCUUGGGAGAUAGCAAUGUGGCUUCAGCACUUGACGUGGUUGUUUUUGUUAGGGAGAUAAUAGAAACAAAUCCCAAGCUAAGAGUUUCAAUCAUUACCAGGUUGUUGGACACGUUCUACCAGAUCCGCGCGGGAAAGGUCUGCCCUUGUGCGCUUUGGAUUAUUGGAGAGUAUUGCCUAUCGCUUUCUGAAGUUGAGAGUGGCAUUUCAACCAUUAAACAAUGCCUUGGCGAGUUACCAUUUUACUCCGUUUCUGAGGAAUCUGAGCCAACUGAGACAUCAAAGAAGAUUCAGCCAACCUCUUCUGCCAUGGUGUCCUCCAGAAAACCAGUGAUUCUUGCUGACGGAACUUAUGCUACUCAAAGCGCAGCCUCUGAAACCACAUUCUCCUCACCAACAGUUGUUCAAGGAUCACUGACUUCUGGGAAUCUGAGAGCACUGCUUCUGACUGGUGAUUUUUUCCUUGGAGCAGUGGUUGCUUGCACAUUGACUAAGCUUGUUCUUAGGUUGCAGGAGGUUCAGUCUUCCAAAACUGAAGUGAACAAGACAGUCACAGAGGCUUUGCUGAUCAUGGUUUCUAUGUUGCAACUCGGUCAAUCUCCUGCUUCUCCACACCCUAUUGAUAAUGACUCAUAUGAGAGGAUUGUGUUGUGCAUCAAAUUGCUUUGCCAUAUGAAUGAUGAGAUGAAAAAGAUUUGGCUGGAGUCCUGCCGUCAGAGUUUUGUCAAGAUGAUUUCUGAAAAACAGCUUAGAGAGAUGGAGGAACUUAAGGCAAAGACCCAAACAACUCAUGCUCAACCUGAUGAUCUCAUUGACUUCUUCCAUCUUAAGAGCCGGAAGGGAAUGAGUCAACUUGAGUUGGAAGACCAGGUACAAGAUGACCUAAAGCGGGCAACUGGAGAAUUCACCAAGGACGAGAACGAUGCUAACAAACUUAACCGCAUUCUUCAACUCACAGGAUUCAGUGAUCCAGUCUAUGCUGAAGCAUAUGUGACAGUCCAUCAUUAUGACAUUGCACUCGAAGUUACCGUUAUCAACCGUACAAAAGAAACCCUUCAGAAUCUGUGCUUGGAGCUAGCAACAAUGGGUGACCUCAAACUUGUUGAGCGUCCUCAGAACUACAGCCUGGCACCUCUAACAAGCAUGCAGAUAAAAGCAAACAUCAAGGUCUCGUCCACAGAGACGGGAGUGAUAUUCGGGAACAUCGUCUAUGAGACUUCAAAUGUUAUGGAGCGAAACGUCGUUGUUCUUAACGAUAUACACAUUGACAUCAUGGACUAUAUCUCCCCUGCUGUAUGCACAGAUGUUGCUUUCAGAACCAUGUGGGCAGAGUUUGAAUGGGAAAACAAGGUCGCUGUAAACACCUCGAUCCAAAACGAAAGAGAAUUCCUCGACCACAUUAUCAAAUCCACAAACAUGAAGUGUCUCACUGCUCCAUCGGCACUACAAGGGGAAUGUGGGUUCCUUGCAGCAAACUUAUAUGCAAAGAGUGUGUUUGGUGAGGAUGCUCUUGUGAAUGUGAGUAUCGAGAAGCAAACCGAUGGAGCACUGAGUGGCUACAUAAGGAUAAGGAGCAAGACGCAGGGGAUUGCUUUAAGUCUUGGGGACAAAAUCACACUCAAACAAAAGGGUGGUAUCUGA
Messenger RNA from Microthlaspi erraticum, 3804 nucleotides. Lineage: Eukaryota; Viridiplantae; Streptophyta; Magnoliopsida; Brassicales; Brassicaceae. The record is from the annotation of a GenBank genome assembly.